UUGUGACUUCGACUUCACUCUACGAGUGGAAUCGUCACUGCCCGACCAGCUCCUGCAUUUCGAGGCUACGGGCUGCCCCAGAUGCUCCAGCAGCUCUUCGUCACGGCGGCCCUCGCGGCCCUGGGGCAGUGCGGAUUGACCGUGCUCGAGUCGCUCCCUGCGCAGCCACGCGGGUGGACACGCGUGGGAGAUGCCUCACCCGACCACACCCUGAAGCUGCGCAUCGCGCUGCACCAGCCCAACGAGGCCCUGUUCGAGCGCACUCUGUACGAGAUCUCCGACCCGUUCCACGCCAAGUAUGGCCAGCAUCUCUCGCGCGACGAGCUCUCGGCACUGAUGGCCCCCCGCGCCGAGUCCACCUCAGCCGUGGUCUCGUGGCUGCGCGACGCCGGCAUUGCCAGCUCCAACAUCGAGGAGGAUGGCGAGUGGAUCCACGUUAAGAUGACGGUCCGCGAGGCCUCGGCGCUGCUGGACGCCGACUUUGGCCUCUGGGCCCACGACGGCACCAACGUCAAGCGCGUGCGCGCCCUCAAGUACUCGGUUCCCGACGAGGUGGUCGAGCACGUCAAGAUGGUGGCCCCCAUCGUCCGCUUCGGCCAGAUGCGGCCGCAGAGGAGCCAGAUCUUCGAGGUGGUGGACAGCAAGACGCCCGAGCCGAAGGCCGCCGCGAUCCCGCCGCAGACUCUCAACGCCACCGCUUGCAACGCGACCAUCACGCCCGAGUGUCUCCGUGCCCUGUACAAUGUCGGCUCGUACCAGGCGGAUCCCAGCGAGCACAGCCUGUUCGGCGUGAGCGGCUACCUGGAGGAGUGGGCCAAGUACGACCAGCUCGAGCUGUUCACCCAUACGUACGCCCCGUACGCUGCCGAGAGCAACUUCACUGCCGUCCUCGUCAACGGCGGCGUGAAUAACCAGGGCCCUUCGACGCAGGACGACAUCGAAGCGAACCUGGACAUCCAGUACGCCGUGGCCAUGUCGUACAAGACGCCCAUCAACUACUACAGCACCGGCGGGCGCGGACCAGUGGUGCCGGACCUUACUGAGCCGGAUCCCAACGACUCCUCCAACGAGCCGUACCUCGACUUCUUCGGUUACCUGCUGAAAUUGCCGGACUCGGAACUGCCGCAGACGCUGUCGACGUCGUACGGCGAGGACGAGCAGUCGGUCCCUCGUGCCUUCGCCGAGAAGGUCUGCCAGAUGAUCGGCCAGCUCGGCGCCCGCGGCGUGUCCGUCAUCUUCUCGUCGGGAGACUCGGGUGUCGGCUCCGGCUGCCAGACCAACGACGGCAAAAACACGACCCGCUUCCUACCCAUCUUCCCUGCCGCUUGCCCAUACGUGACCUCCGUCGGCGCUACCCGCUACGUGAACCCCGAGUACGCAGUCAGCUUCUCCUCGGGCGGCUUCUCCGACAUCUUCCCGCGGCCGCUGUACCAGGAGCUCGCCGUAACAAGCUACUUGACGCAGCACCUGGGCAAGCGGUGGGCGGGGCUGUACAACCCGGGCGGGCGCGGCUUCCCGGACGUGGCGGCGCAGGGGGUGCGGUACCACGUGUUCUCGGGCGGCCGGGACGUGCUGGUGUCGGGCACGAGCGCGUCGGCGCCGCUGUUCGCCUCGCUCGUCAGCCUGCUCAACAACGCGCGCCUCGCCCGCGGCCUGCCCCCGCUCGGCUUCCUCAACCCGUGGCUGUACGCGGUCGGCUGGGCCGGCCUGACCGACAUCCAGCACGGCGGCUCGACCGGCUGCACCGCCAACGACAGCUCCUCGGGCGUGCCUACCCCGUACGUGCCGUACGCCAGCUGGAACGCCACGCCCGGGUGGGAUCCCGUCACGGGGCUCGGCACGCCCAACCUCGAGAAGCUGCUCGAUCUGAGCACCCCCGGCUGGAGGCUGCCGCGGAUUGGCGAUUGGAAAUAAAUACAUGGCGAGGGGACAAAUAGAUAUGUAGAUGUAAACACCUAUGCCUUAUCAU
This is a messenger RNA of Thermothielavioides terrestris NRRL 8126, 1969 nucleotides long. RefSeq lists its product as uncharacterized. Lineage: Eukaryota; Fungi; Ascomycota; Sordariomycetes; Sordariales; Chaetomiaceae. Gene Ontology annotation, biological process: proteolysis. The transcript has 5 exons. The coding region runs from base 82 to 1914 and encodes 610 amino acids. Gene Ontology annotation, molecular function: serine-type endopeptidase activity; tripeptidyl-peptidase activity. The record is from RefSeq and is a predicted model, not a curated record.